AUGAAGAUCAUAUUCUUUUUAUGUUCAUUUCUUUUUUUUAUUAUAAAUACACAAUGUGUAACACAUGAAAGUUAUCAAGAACUUGUCAAAAAACUAGAAGCUUUAGAAGAUGCAGUAUUGACAGGUUAUAGUUUAUUUCAAAAGGAAAAAAUGGUAUUAAAUGAAGAAGAAAUUACUACAAAAGGUGCAAGUGCUCAAAGUGGUGCAAGUGCUCAAAGUGGUGCAAGUGCUCAAAGUGGUGCAAGUGCUCAAAGUGGUGCAAGUGCUCAAAGUGGUGCAAGUGCUCAAAGUGGUACAAGUGGUCCAAGUGGUCCAAGUGGUACAAGUCCAUCAUCUCGUUCAAACACUUUACCUCGUUCAAAUACUUCAUCUGGUGCAAGCCCUCCAGCUGAUGCAAGCGAUUCAGAUGCUAAAUCUUACGCUGAUUUAAAACACAGAGUACGAAAUUACUUGUUCACUAUUAAAGAACUCAAAUAUCCCGAACUCUUUGAUUUAACCAAUCAUAUGUUAACUUUGUGUGAUAAUAUUCAUGGUUUCAAAUAUUUAAUUGAUGGAUAUGAAGAAAUUAAUGAAUUAUUAUAUAAAUUAAACUUUUAUUUUGAUUUAUUAAGAGCAAAAUUAAAUGAUGUAUGUGCUAAUGAUUAUUGUCAAAUACCUUUCAAUCUUAAAAUUCGUGCAAAUGAAUUAGACGUACUUAAAAAACUUGUGUUCGGAUAUAGAAAACCAUUAGACAAUAUUAAAGAUAAUGUAGGAAAAAUGGAAGAUUACAUUAAAAAAAAUAAAACAACCAUAGCAAAUAUAAAUGAAUUAAUUGAAGGAAGUAAGAAAACAAUUGAUCAAAAUAAGAAUGCAGAUAAUGAAGAAGGGAAAAAAAAAUUAUACCAAGCUCAAUAUGAUCUUUCUAUUUACAAUAAACAAUUAGAAGAAGCACAUAAUUUAAUAAGCGUUUUAGAAAAACGUAUUGACACUUUAAAAAAAAAUGAAAACAUAAAGAAAUUACUUGAUAAGAUAAAUGAAAUUAAAAAUCCCCCACCGGCCAAUUCUGGAAAUACACCAAAUACUCUCCUUGAUAAGAACAAAAAAAUCGAGGAACACGAAGAAAAAAUAAAAGAAAUUGCCAAAACUAUUAAAUUUAACAUUGAUAGUUUAUUUACUGAUCCACUUGAAUUAGAAUAUUAUUUAAGAGAAAAAAAUAAAAAAGUUGAUGUAACACCUAAAUCACAAGAUCCUACGAAAUCUGUUCAAAUACCAAAAGUUCCUUAUCCAAAUGGUAUUGUAUAUCCUUUACCACUCACUGAUAUUCAUAAUUCAUUAGCUGCAGAUAAUGAUAAAAAUUCAUAUGGUGAUUUAAUGAAUCCUCAUACUAAAGAAAAAAUUAAUGAAAAAAUUAUUACAGAUAAUAAGGAAAGAAAAAUAUUCAUUAAUAACAUUAAAAAAAAAAUUGAUUUAGAAGAAAAAAACAUUAAUCACACAAAAGAACAAAAUAAAAAAUUACUUGAAGAUUAUGAAAAGUCAAAAAAGGAUUAUGAAGAAUUACUUGAAAAAUUUUAUGAAAUGAAAUUUAAUAAUAAUUUUAACAAAGAUGUCGUAGAUAAAAUAUUCAGUGCAAGAUAUACAUAUAAUGUUGAAAAACAAAGAUAUAAUAAUAAAUUUUCAUCCUCUAAUAAUUCUGUAUAUAAUGUUCAAAAAUUAAAAAAGGCUCUUUCAUAUCUUGAAGAUUAUUCUUUAAGAAAAGGAAUUUCUGAAAAAGAUUUUAAUCAUUAUUAUACUUUGAAAACUGGCCUCGAAGCUGAUAUAAAAAAAUUAACAGAAGAAAUAAAGAGUAGUGAAAACAAAAUUCUAGAAAAAAAUUUUAAAGGACUAACACAUUCAGCAAAUGGUUCCUUAGAAGUAUCUGAUAUUGUAAAAUUACAAGUACAAAAAGUUUUAUUAAUUAAAAAAAUAGAAGACUUAAGAAAGAUAGAAUUAUUUUUAAAAAAUGCACAACUAAAAGAUAGUAUUCAUGUACCAAAUAUUUAUAAACCACAAAAUAAACCAGAACCAUAUUAUUUAAUUGUAUUAAAAAAAGAAGUAGAUAAAUUAAAAGAAUUUAUACCAAAAGUAAAAGACAUGUUAAAGAAAGAACAAGCUGUCUUAUCAAGUAUUACACAACCUUUAGUUGCAGCAAGCGAAACAACUGAAGAUGGGGGUCACUCCACACACACAUUAUCCCAAUCAGGAGAAACAGAAGUAACAGAAGAAACAGAAGAAACAGAAGAAACAGUAGGACACACAACAACGGUAACAAUAACAUUACCACCAACACAACCAUCACCACCAAAAGAAGUAAAAGUUGUUGAAAAUUCAAUAGAACAUAAGAGUAAUGACAAUUCACAAGCCUUGACAAAAACAGUUUAUCUAAAGAAAUUAGAUGAAUUUUUAACUAAAUCAUAUAUAUGUCAUAAAUAUAUUUUAGUAUCAAACUCUAGUAUGGACCAAAAAUUAUUAGAGGUAUAUAAUCUUACUCCAGAAGAAGAAAAUGAAUUAAAAUCAUGUGAUCCAUUAGAUUUAUUAUUUAAUAUUCAAAAUAACAUACCUGCUAUGUAUUCAUUAUAUGAUAGUAUGAACAAUGAUUUACAACAUCUCUUUUUUGAAUUAUAUCAAAAGGAAAUGAUUUAUUAUUUACAUAAACUAAAAGAGGAAAAUCACAUCAAAAAAUUAUUAGAGGAGCAAAAACAAAUAACUGGAACAUCAUCUACAUCCAGUCCUGGAAAUACAACCGUAAAUACUGCUCAAUCCGCAACUCACAGUAAUUCCCAAAACCAACAAUCAAAUGCAUCCUCUACCAAUACCCAAAAUGGUGUAGCUGUAUCAUCUGGUCCUGCUGUAGUUGAAGAAAGUCAUGAUCCCUUAACAGUAUUGUCUAUUAGUAACGAUUUGAAAGGUAUUGUUAGUCUCUUAAAUCUUGGAAAUAAAACUAAAGUACCUAAUCCAUUAACCAUUUCUACAACAGAGAUGGAAAAAUUUUAUGAGAAUAUUUUAAAAAAUAAUGAUACCUAUUUUAAUGAUGAUAUCAAACAAUUCGUAAAAUCUAAUUCAAAAGUAAUUACAGGUUUGACCGAAACACAAAAAAAUGCAUUAAAUGAUGAAAUUAAAAAAUUAAAAGAUACUUUACAGUUAUCAUUUGAUUUAUAUAAUAAAUAUAAAUUAAAAUUAGAUAGAUUAUUUAAUAAGAAAAAAGAACUUGGCCAAGACAAAAUGCAAAUUAAAAAACUUACUUUAUUAAAAGAACAAUUAGAAUCAAAAUUGAAUUCACUUAAUAACCCACAUAAUGUAUUACAAAACUUUUCUGUUUUCUUUAACAAAAAAAAAGAAGCUGAAAUAGCAGAAACUGAAAACACAUUAGAAAACACAAAAAUAUUAUUGAAACAUUAUAAAGGACUUGUUAAAUAUUAUAAUGGUGAAUCAUCUCCAUUAAAAACUUUAAGUGAAGUAUCAAUUCAAACAGAAGAUAAUUAUGCCAAUUUAGAAAAAUUUAGAGUAUUAAGUAAAAUAGAUGGAAAACUCAAUGAUAAUUUACAUUUAGGAAAGAAAAAAUUAUCUUUCUUAUCAAGUGGAUUACAUCAUUUAAUUACUGAAUUAAAAGAAGUAAUAAAAAAUAAAAAUUAUACAGGUAAUUCUCCAAGUGAAAAUAAUAAGAAAGUUAACGAAGCUUUAAAAUCUUACGAAAAUUUUCUCCCAGAAGCAAAAGUUACAACAGUUGUAACUCCACCUCAACCAGAUGUAACUCCAUCUCCAUUAUCUGUAAGGGUAAGUGGUAGUUCAGGAUCCACAAAAGAAGAAACACAAAUACCAACUUCAGGCUCUUUAUUAACAGAAUUACAACAAGUAGUACAAUUACAAAAUUAUGACGAAGAAGAUGAUUCCUUAGUUGUAUUACCCAUUUUUGGAGAAUCCGAAGAUAAUGACGAAUAUUUAGAUCAAGUAGUAACUGGAGAAGCAAUAUCUGUCACAAUGGAUAAUAUCCUCUCAGGAUUUGAAAAUGAAUAUGAUGUUAUAUAUUUAAAACCUUUAGCUGGAGUAUAUAGAAGCUUAAAAAAACAAAUUGAAAAAAACAUUUUUACAUUUAAUUUAAAUUUGAACGAUAUCUUAAAUUCACGUCUUAAGAAACGAAAAUAUUUCUUAGAUGUAUUAGAAUCUGAUUUAAUGCAAUUUAAACAUAUAUCCUCAAAUGAAUACAUUAUUGAAGAUUCAUUUAAAUUAUUGAAUUCAGAACAAAAAAACACACUUUUAAAAAGUUACAAAUAUAUAAAAGAAUCAGUAGAAAAUGAUAUUAAAUUUGCACAGGAAGGUAUAAGUUAUUAUGAAAAGGUUUUAGCGAAAUAUAAGGAUGAUUUAGAAUCAAUUAAAAAAGUUAUCAAAGAAGAAAAGGAGAAGUUCCCAUCAUCACCACCAACAACACCUCCGUCACCAGCAAAAACAGACGAACAAAAGAAGGAAAGUAAGUUCCUUCCAUUUUUAACAAACAUUGAGACCUUAUACAAUAACUUAGUUAAUAAAAUUGACGAUUACUUAAUUAACUUAAAGGCAAAGAUUAACGAUUGUAAUGUUGAAAAAGAUGAAGCACAUGUUAAAAUAACUAAACUUAGUGAUUUAAAAGCAAUUGAUGACAAAAUAGAUCUUUUUAAAAACCCUUACGACUUCGAAGCAAUUAAAAAAUUGAUAAAUGAUGAUACGAAAAAAGAUAUGCUUGGCAAAUUACUUAGUACAGGAUUAGUUCAAAAUUUUCCUAAUACAAUAAUAUCAAAAUUAAUUGAAGGAAAAUUCCAAGAUAUGUUAAACAUUUCACAACACCAAUGCGUAAAAAAACAAUGUCCAGAAAAUUCUGGAUGUUUCAGACAUUUAGAUGAAAGAGAAGAAUGUAAAUGUUUAUUAAAUUACAAACAAGAAGGUGAUAAAUGUGUUGAAAAUCCAAAUCCUACUUGUAACGAAAAUAAUGGUGGAUGUGAUGCAGAUGCCACAUGUACCGAAGAAGAUUCAGGUAGCAGCAGAAAGAAAAUCACAUGUGAAUGUACUAAACCUGAUUCUUAUCCACUUUUCGAUGGUAUUUUCUGCAGUUCCUCUAACUUCUUAGGAAUAUCAUUCUUAUUAAUACUCAUGUUAAUAUUAUACAGUUUCAUUUAA
Molecule: messenger RNA, 5163 nt
Organism: Plasmodium falciparum 3D7
Lineage: Eukaryota; Apicomplexa; Aconoidasida; Haemosporida; Plasmodiidae
Gene: MSP1
Product: merozoite surface protein 1
Source: RefSeq, a predicted model, not a curated record